AUGGUAUUGAAGAGAGGUCACGUGCAGAACAUUCAUUGCCAUAGACAGUCGAGCAGAAACCAAGUAUUUAUUCGACAGGGAUUUUUAAGGUUGCUAUUCAGAACAUUUCUCAUUGAUGGGCUUGCUGGUUCUCAUUGGUUCAACUUGGUAGAACUGUCACUUCGCCUCAUGGCGUCACGAAUACAUCCGUUAUGUUUCUUAUUGCCGGAAAAUAUCCUGAACGGUCGUACAACGCUACAUACAUCCUCACAAUCUUCGAUCUAUACUAUUCGGAUUCGGCAAGGUCGGAGCGAAUCCUCCGAAUUCCUAGUAAACCUUAUUGUGAAAAAUAAAUUCAAUAAUUGGUAA
This is a messenger RNA of Morchella sextelata, 348 nucleotides long. RefSeq lists its product as uncharacterized. The transcript is spliced from 8 exons. The coding region runs from base 1 to 348 and encodes 115 amino acids. The record is from RefSeq and is a predicted model, not a curated record. NCBI's taxonomy places the organism in Eukaryota, Fungi, Ascomycota, Pezizomycetes, Pezizales, Morchellaceae.